This is a messenger RNA of Myzus persicae (green peach aphid), 4403 nucleotides long. RefSeq lists its product as uncharacterized. The record is from RefSeq and is a predicted model, not a curated record. Lineage: Eukaryota; Metazoa; Arthropoda; Insecta; Hemiptera; Aphididae. The transcript has 11 exons. The coding region runs from base 1 to 2733 and encodes 910 amino acids.
AUGAAUGAUCACGUUCCCGAACUAAUUAAAAAUGAAAGAUGGGUGGAUGAAAAUGUAUUACAACUUCAGAGUAUUUCGUCUGAUAAAAUGGAAGACCCAAAACUAUGUUUGGAAGACAAAAUGGUACGGGAGAAAACCCGCAAAACAUUAAUGUUAGCUAAUAUCGAAAAAGAAAAAACUAGAUGUUUAUUAAGAAGGUUAAGAGAAGAGUUGGAACAAGUUUUAGCCAGAAACAAGUUACUACCAGAACCAUUGCAAUUUCCUGAUGACUAUUUUCAAUUCGAUGAACGAAUCAUUAGUUCAAUUAUUAAAGAAGAGCAAUUGAAAAUGGAUGAAUUAAAGUUAAGACUGGCAUUCGAUUAUGAAAAAAGCUUGUUAGGUCUUCAAAAUGUCAAAAAUUAUUUCGUCGCUAAUAUUAUAACCAAUACGACAGAUGUAGGAGUCAAAACAAUAUACCACGAAUUGCAACCUAAUAACAUAUUUAUUAGUUUAGUAAAUGAAUUUAUAUCUAAGAAACAUCCGAAACGACGAAGACGUGAAAUGACAGUUUUAAGCAAACCUACUCCCAAUCAAAUAGUUGGGAUUUCCGAAACAGAACUAUUUCUUCGAAAUGUGCGUGAAAUGUAUUCGUCUUUACCAAAGAAAAUUCAGUUUGCCAUAGAUAAGUUUGCAGCAAGAAAAGAUUUUGAAAAUCGACAAAUUCUUAAUAUUCGAGAAAUGUAUAAAAAUAAGCCAGGUGAAGAUAAUAAUAUCGAAGAAGAAGCAUUAUUAGAAUAUACUCUUGAUUCUAUUGGCUAUUUGAACUUAAAAUCGGGAUCAAAUUUUAAAAUGAAUGAAAAUACAAUUAUUAGAAUGGAAGAUACAUUUGAACAGUACAUGGAAGUUAAAGAUAAGAUACACAUUAUGAAAAAAAAAUUUAAUGAAAAAGUGUUCAAACUCAGAAAACAAAAAAUAAAAUUAAUACAUGAGUACAAGCAAUUCAAGUUUGAUAUUAGUAUGAUACAAAAUGAGUUAAAUGAUCCAGAAAUAAUAACGCCAUCAGAUUUCCCUGAAGUCCUGAUGGACGAAUCUAUUGAUCCUAGAUUGAUUGAUUCGUUUGAACCGACAAAUCACUGGGAUCUGAUGGAUUUACUUUAUCAUCCCGAAUUAAGCCCUCUGUAUAAGAAUGCAUAUGUUUACGAAGAGCCUACACAUCAAGAAAUCAUUAUGCAAAAAAUAAGAAUUGAUAAACUUAAAUAUAGACAUAUGCAUUUACAUGAAACAAUGUUAAAGAAAAUCAAUAUGUUUGAUGAUCAUCUGUUGAAGUUGAAUAAAAUGCGAAUAGAAGAUAAACUCGAAAUUAAAUUUCUUGACUUAUGGGCCACGACGUUAGAAGAAGAAAUGUUAGUUUUGUACGAUUUUGAUUUACUCGAAGAUGAACUUUCGUACAAAGUGCAUGUUAAGACAGGAGUACAAAAUAAUAAAGCUCAACAAAUACAAAGAAUUCAAGAUGACAUAAAAUAUUUUAAUGAUAUUCAUAUGAGAGAAACACAUAUGCUAAUAGAUAAUCAACAUACUUUUGAUAUGUGUAUGAAAUUGGAGAAUAAAGGUUUUGCUAAACAUCUUAAAAAAAUUUUCGAUAAAAAAUUGAAAAUACCUAAAAUCAAAUCCAAUGAUGAUGAUGAUACUUCAUCGUCCUCAUCCGACGAAAGUGACGAAUCUGAACCAGAAUAUAAUAACGAAAGUGGAGAAUCAUUAAUGGCAAUGAGUCGAUUACCAACGUUUGAUGAAAAAGUAUUACCAACAGGCUGUGAUCCAAAAUUGUUUAAUAAAACAUUGGAGUUGAGGUCAAAAAAAUAUGAAAUCGAACAAAAGAUCGAGGAUAAUAAAAAAAGAUUGGACGCGAGUAGUACAAAUCUGAGUUUAACUUUCGUGGAACUUGAUGUUAUUGAAGAUGAAUUAAAAGAAAUUCAAAAAGAAUUAGUAUCAUGUCAGACAAAAAAACAAUUGAAACUAAAUGAUAUUUAUACCACGAUUGUACUGUAUAAAUCUCAAAUGACCAAAGCUAAAUCAUUGAAAAGUAGUAUCUUAUUAUAUGGAAAUGUUAUACAAGAUCUAUCAAAUAGAGCGGCUGAAUUAAAAAAAGAAGAAAGAGAGAUAGUGGCCGUUUUAAAAAAAGAAAAGUUAUGUGCCAAAAAGGAUCGCAUUGAAAUAGCCAAAAUGGAGCAAGUUUUGAAAAAUGAAAUGGAAAUGACUAUAAUCGAUUACAUGAUUAUUAAAUCUAAAACUGAAGCUCGAGAUUCAAAGGAUCGUUUUAUUAAAGAAUUAAGAAUAUUAGAAAAUAAAAUUACCACCCAACAAAUUUCAGUAACUAACUUAUUGAAAUCAAAUACUCGUAGAAAUAAGUUGUUAAAAAAUGUUCUAGAAAACAUUAAUACAAUACGACAGUAUUUGGAUGUGGACCAAGAAAGAAUUACGAAAAAAUUUCAAAAUUUGGCAAUGGAAUCAACAUUUACUACUGAGAUAAGUAACAUGAACUGCAUAUAUGAUACAUUAUUACAGAAGAAACAAGACCUUUGUAAACAACUAUACAUGUAUAAAUUAAAAUGCAAAAUGUUAGCUCCUAUAAUGCAACAAUAUAGCCCAAAGGCGAUACAAAGUCAGGCAAUUAAGCAACCAGUUAAACCUGUGACUCGACAAGAUGAGAACGAACAACUUGAUAUAAAUUUUAUAAAAAAACGGUUUUUUUACUAAUUAUUUAGUAUUUAAUAAGAAUUAUACCUUCCUUGUAAGUAUUUGACUUACAAACUAAAAAACUCAUAGGUAUUAAUUAUAAAGAACCAUAAGAAGGCACAUAAAUAUUUGUAUUAAGACUUUGAAACUUGGUUAACAUAAAGUGUACGCGGGCUAACUCAAAAUUGCAUUAUAUUAAGUGAUAUCAACCAGUUAUGGUUAGGUGAUUAAUCAAAAACUUAAAAAAUGUUUUGGGUGACUGUGUUUUAUCUAUAUUUCGUGUGGGUGUGAGAGAGGAAACAAAUAUUUUUCUCUGACAUACUACAGAAUAAGUAAUAAUGAAGUUAAAUACAUAUUUGUUGCAGCGAAUGUAGUAAAUGUGGUAGCUAUUAUUAUAUACUAGCUAUAUGAGUAGGAACUUAUUAAUUUUUUUAAUAGUAGUACAAGCAGUAUGUUGAACCAAAGCACAUAAUUACUAUAUACUAAUAUGGUAGAUGAUACAACUUUUUAACAAAAUCGAGCAUGAUAUAUUAUAUCAUGGGUUAUUAAUAUUAUUAUUAUUAUUAAUUAGCUUAUACUAAGUCAAUACAGUGUACCAUAGAUUAAAUACAAUACAUCUAUACAAGUCACUGAUCACUGAAUAAAAGUCAUACAAAUAAAUCCUUAAGUAAUUUUAAUGGCACCCCAAAAUAUUUAUUUUUUCAUUGUUCUAUUUUGCAUUUAAUGAAAAAAAUAAUUUUUAAAUAAUAUAGUUACUGACAGUAAAAUGUUGAAAGUUUGAAACUUAUUUCCAUAUAUAAUAUUUUGUAACUGGAAAAAGUGUCCCCUUCUUAAUGUACUCAAUAUUUGUGAGCUUACAUAAGUAGUUGUGGAAGUUUAUUUUCCAUAAUGAAUUUGAACAAUGAAAAAAUAAUAAAUUGAUGGAUGAAGCUAAUGCUGCUUGUGUUACAUUAUAAUGUUUAAAACUAACAAUAUAUACAGACUUGUUAUUAAAAAAACGUUUCAUUUUUUUUUAAACCACGAUCACCCAGAGAAAAAUUGCAGAAGUAACAAUGAACAUAUAAUAUAUUACUGUGACGUGAAAUUGUUAUAAUGCUUCGAUUACAAAAUAUUGGCACAUGGCUCAAAAAAGGUUGAUAUAAAAAUAUCAUUCAGAGCAUUCAUCAUAAAUGUGUAUAUCUAGUAAAGGUGUAGAAAUAUCAUAUAAGAAUGGUUUUAUAUUGACUAUAGAUGGUAUAAUUCAUUGUGUCUUAACUUGAGCUGGUAUAAAACAAACAGUAUUUCAUAUUUAAAUAAAAUUAUGUAAGACUAUACACUAUUCAGAAUGAGAUCGUAACUCAGCGGCCGACUGCUUAAAUGGGGGAAGCAUCUGACCGCUACGGACAAAAACUGGUCGCCGCCGAGGUACGAUCUCAAUGUGAAUAGAGUAUACAAGUCUAUACUUAAUGAUUUUUAAUUCAAGUCUAUCAUUAACAUUUUUGUACAAGAUUAUUAUAAUGUACAGAGAAAAUUCACAAUUUACCAAACAAUUUUGUUUCAAAUAUAUAAAUUAAAGUGGCUAUAAUGACUGAAGUUUAUUAGUUCAUAUCUAAAUAAGAAUAUUCUUAUUUAAUACAUUUAAUAGUGUUUUGUUAUUAAAAUUAUUCAUACAUAACAUGUAAAUUGCAUAGUCUAUAAAAAUACAUAAUUAU